AUGUUCAAAACUGGACCGCAUUCAGGUGCCCACUUGGAGCAUGUUUUGGAAGGAAAAGAAAGAAGAGACUGCGUAUGUAUAGCUCCUGUUGUCAGUCCGCCAGAAUGUAAAAUCCCAGUUAACAAAGAGGUAAAUGACUCCUUGAUUAAGCGACCACCACCCCCGCAACCCAGUGACAUAUUUAUACCAUCUCCUGCAGUUGAAUCGUCAGAGGCCUGCUUGAGACAUUGUUUGACGACCAUUGAUGAAGAUCUUAGGAUAUUAAUGGAAGAAAGAGACAGAAUCGUCAUGGAGUUUGAAGCCCGUGGAUUAUAUAAACCAGACUGUCCAAUCAUAAUAAAGUACGUCGUUCAAGAAGUGAAUGUAGAGAAGUCCAUAUCAAAGAAGAUACCGCUGAGACAAAGAGCGAAAGAUUUUUUCAAGAAAAUCGUCAAGAAUCUCGGCCUGAAAAAAUAGACACUUAAUAAAACAUUAUAUAAUACGAUUUCCUUCCAUGUCCAGGGCACACAACGCUCAAUGGAUUAUCUUGAUGAUGUAUAUAUAAAUUAAUCUGUGAGUUUACGCCAAUUGAAAUAAAAUAAAUAAUCUAAGACAUUAGAAUCUGAUUUUUCUGCUCUAAAACAUGUUAAAGUUCUCUAUAAGAUAAGGUAGAAGUUUUUUCAAAUACAUUCC
Molecule: messenger RNA, 672 nt
Organism: Owenia fusiformis
Lineage: Eukaryota; Metazoa; Annelida; Polychaeta; Sabellida; Oweniidae
Source: the annotation of a GenBank genome assembly